Messenger RNA from Photinus pyralis (common eastern firefly), 1001 nucleotides. RefSeq names its product protein FAM107B. The transcript is spliced from 6 exons. NCBI's taxonomy places the organism in Eukaryota, Metazoa, Arthropoda, Insecta, Coleoptera, Lampyridae. The coding region runs from base 244 to 765 and encodes 173 amino acids. The record is from RefSeq and is a predicted model, not a curated record.
CCAGUCCGGUGGAAGUGUUUUGAGUGUACUUACCUGUGUUUGGCACGCGGUUGGAUAUUAGUUGUGCUCUACUUGUCCGGCAAUCAAAACAAAUCAGUUUUGGUAAAGAGUAGAUAUUUGCUUGAAUGAGGUCAACCUGUUCCUAAACUAGUUCGACAGCAAAAAAAAUGGUAUAGAACAACUAAAUUAAAAACUGUUAAUAACAACAAAAUUAUCCGUGUUACAGAAGACCUAUACACAGCUAUGCAAUGGCGACGGAAAAGUUUCAAAAUACCGGAGGAGCUGACAAAGGAGAAUCCGGUUAAAGACCACACCAUAGAAGAAUUGAAGUUAAAACUUGGAAAUAAAGACCUAGAUUCGGAUAUAGAUAUGAUACCGGAAUCGCAAAAGGCUCCACUUCAUUCACCUGCGCAGCCCCAUUUUACCGAGGACGGCCUUAUUAUACCACGAAAGCCCGGAAAUCCAAUGCUAGAAAAUACGGACCGACAAAAUCUACACAGGGAAUUAUUAUUUAAUCAAAAAAUCGGUAAAAACGUAUUAAACCAAAAGUCUGAACUUCAAAGAGCAUUAGAAAAACAUAAAGAUAACGUCGCAAGAAAGGAAUUAGAUCAUCACAUAAGUUCACACGAAUUAGAAAAGGCAUUAGCAGACAGAAUCAAGAGGCGGCAAGAUGCCGUUGUGGUUGAGUGCGAUGAUGAUAAAGGGCUCAGUAAAGAAUUUCUAGAAGCGAGAGCAAAAUUACGAACAAGAACUGAAUCCAAAUAGAUGAUAAUGAUUUAUUUUUUUAAACAUCUACGCAAAAAUAUUUUCGUAUAACAUUUUUGCAUUCUCAUAUGAUCAUCUUCUCAUUGUAUUAUUAAUUAUUUAUAGUGUAUAGGUAGGUAUGUUGAUUGUAUUAAGUACUUUAAAAAGUUCGUAUUAACAAUAGUUAUUCGUUUUACAUUGUGAUAGGAUUCUUUCUUUUAGUUUUGACUUACAUAAUAAACAUCAUGUAAUAUUUA